Molecule: messenger RNA, 1827 nt
Organism: Sporothrix brasiliensis 5110
Lineage: Eukaryota; Fungi; Ascomycota; Sordariomycetes; Ophiostomatales; Ophiostomataceae
Product: SPG20 protein
Exons: 3
Coding region: 1-1827 (608 amino acids)
Biological process (GO): cell division
Cellular component (GO): plasma membrane
Source: RefSeq, a predicted model, not a curated record
AUGGCGUCCAGCCUCAAUGAUCCAAAGCUGCUGUACGCCAUUACCGGCGUCUCGGCAUACCACAUAGCCAAUGGCGCAGAGAGCUCUCUUACACCGGCAGGUCCGCAGACGCUGUCGCUCCUGAUGGUCCCAACGGCGUCUCCAUUCGCCGACAUGUCGAUUGACGGCAACCAUCCGGAUAGCGGCGGUCAAGGGCAGGAAGAGGAUUUCUAUUUACAUCUGCACCUGCCACCUGAGCUCGACCUCCCUCUUCCGGCGACCACUCAGAUCUACCACCAGCCGCCGAGCAGCUACUUGAUCCCGCGCUGGGAUCUCGGCCGCAACAGUGGUGUCUUCACGCGCAUUGAGUUCCCGGCGGUGGGCAGCCGCAAAGGUCUGCAGGAGGAUGUCGACACAUUUGAAACCAUCUUGGCCCAGUGUACCGCAUUCCUCGAGCGCGCACCACCACCGAAGAUUUCGUCCCGCAAAGACAAGCCUUCAAAGGCACCCGGGUCGUCGUCUGCGGCAGCUGUUGCAAGAGAAUCUGCCGCUGGUGCUUCAGGCUCAUCUUCUGGCCGGUAUCAGUCAGGGAGUGGCGAGAAACAAGGGUUUGGCGAAAAGCAGCGCGCUUCGGCUUCUCGGUCGUCGCGGUCGGCCAUUUCCGAGGACUUGCCAGCCUACAACCCGGCAGCGUUCAAGCCCGGCGAAGCAUAUGCGGCAGGCAGCCAUAGCUCACAGGCCGGGGGCCAGCUUGUUCUCAUCGACGAGGAAGACGGCAGCGUCAUCGGCGAACUGGGUGACCAUUACCAAGUCAUUGAAGACAAGUCCCUGAUGCCAGGCUCCAAAGAACCCGUCGAAAUUACGCUUCCCACGGAAGCCGUCCCCAGCAUCUCCGUCGCGCCCGCAUCGCACGAAUAUGUCGAGACUUUGCAUCCCGCCUACCAAAAGUCCUCUCUCGUGGCCAAUGCCGCUGCUGCUUCGCGUCUCAUUGUCACAACAUCUGAGCUGGUGUCCAAGGCGUUGCAAAACCAGGCCGACAAGUUCGCCGAGAAGGCCGUUCCCUCGAACAAGCCCAUAACGUUCCAGCCCUCGACACAUGAACACAUUCGCCGUAUCAAUACGUUCUCUGCGGGCGCAGCAGGUCUUUCUGCCAAGGCAGUCGGCCAGGUCGGCAAAGUGGCGCAGAACCUGGGAGCCAAGCUGGCCGGCCACAAGGCUCACGACAGCAUCAGCAGCACGGGAAGCAGUACGGCGUACAGUGGCAAGUCCCGCCGCCAGCCUCCGACUGGAAUGGGUCCCGAUGGGCAGCCCAUCAACGAAUUCCGCCCUGGCCUGCUCAACAAGAGUCUGAUGGCCUUUUCGACGGUCGCCGACGGUAUUGAACAGGCCGGCCGUCACUUGCUAGACACGUCCUCGAAUGCCGCCACAACCGUAGUCUCCUCCAAGUGGGGAAGCGAGGCGGGCGAGGUUACGCGCAAUCUGACUGGCGGCAUCAAAAAUGUCGGCCUCGUCUAUAUUGACGUCACUGGUGUGUCGCGUCGUGCGCUUAUCAAGAGCGUGGCCAAGGGCAUGGUCAUCGGUCACGUCCCGGGUGGCGGCAACCUAGUGGUAGGUGGUGGUGACGGCGGCGGACCUGUGAUUUCGCCGACCGGCUCGCCGCCUCCACUGCCGCCCAAUCGCCCGACGUCCAGCACCCCCGAUCCUCGGGGCGGUAAUGAUGGCCGCAACGGCGGCGAGUCUACUAGUGGCCACGACAGUAGCAGCAGCAGCACCAACCCCAGUGCCCCAGUAAGCCGCGUGCGGUCAACCCACGACUUUGCCGACAACAACCCAUACCGGGGACGUUGA